Messenger RNA from Cydia splendana, 1178 nucleotides. RefSeq names its product general odorant-binding protein 2-like (gene GOBP2). The coding region runs from base 14 to 517 and encodes 167 amino acids. The record is from RefSeq and is a predicted model, not a curated record. Gene Ontology annotation, molecular function: odorant binding. The transcript is spliced from 3 exons. NCBI's taxonomy places the organism in Eukaryota, Metazoa, Arthropoda, Insecta, Lepidoptera, Tortricidae.
GUUGUGAUGGCGGAUGGUGGGCGCUGUCGGCACCAUGGCGUUGUACUGGCUAGUUGCUUUGGUGUUGGUGGGAGGUAGGAUGGUGGACGGCAACGCGGAGGUCAUGAGUCAUGUGACUGCGCAUUUUGGGAAGGCUCUGGAGCAAUGCCGCGAGGAAUCCCAGCUGUCUCCAGAAGUUCUGGACGAGUUCCAUAACUUCUGGCGCGAGGACUUCGAGGUGGUCCACCGCGAGCUGGGCUGCGCCAUCAUGUGCAUGUCCAACAAGUUCUCCUUGCUGCAAGAUGAUGCCCGCAUGCACCAUGAGAACAUGCACGACUACGUCAAGAGCUUCCCACAAGGUGACAUCCUCUCCGCCACGAUGGUCAAGCUGAUCCACAACUGCGAGAAACAGUACGACGACAUCUCAGACGACUGCAGCCGCGUCGUCAAGGUCGCCGCCUGCUUCAAGGUCGACGCCAAGAAGGCCGGCAUCGCGCCCGAGGUCACCAUGAUCGAAGCGGUGCUGGAGAAGUAUUGACACCCAACGGCAGAACUUUGAAUUGAAAAUGAUACUGGUGGAUAGAUAAAGUAGGUGAUGAUAAUUGUAUAAGUUGGGCAUUGGCAGCAAUGCAGUGUUGCUUUUACAAAAAAAAAAUAUUAGAUCCGGACAUACGGAUACACGAAAUUAGUAAGAGUAGUAAUCACUUACUUGCACACAAUACUUUGACUAUCAAAGGCAAAGCGAUGUGGAAAUUUGGAGGCAAGCUGAAGCGAUCUUAUUAGUAGGUACUUAUUUCUUUUCCUAGGGUUUGUGGAUAAAGUGUGGAGUGGAGACCUCUUAAAGUAUGACUGAUGAUGAUGAGAGUAUUGUGUGCAUAAUAUUAAGUAAUUUUUUUAUUUAAAUUUAUUGGUAUUCAGGAUAAACUAAAAUUAAAAAUUAGAACGGUCAGAAUUUAAUAUUUUAACAAGAAGAGUUUGUAAACAACUAAGUAAUUGAUAAAUGAUAAGUUGAAUGGUCGUCAAGAAGUAUAUAUCCUUUUACCAGUAUUGUUUUUCAUUCUUAUAUGAAAUCAGCUAACAAUAUAUCGUACAAUGUCUAAAGAGUGAUACCUAGUAGAUAGUUCUGACUAAGUUCAUUUCAUCAACUAUUUAGAUUAGAUUAGGAUUUUUGUGAUUUAAUAAAUAGUUGUUUGAGUGGA